AAACCAUUAAUUAAUAUAUUUUUACAGAAAUAAUCCUAUAACUCCAAUGCAGCAAUUACUUUUAACACUCAGAUUUUUUGCAACAGGAUCUUUUAUAAUAUCUGCAGGUGAUUUUGCUGGAGUAAGUACAACCAGUGCUCAUAGAAUUAUUCACCAUGUUACAAACGCAAUUACCAUACUUCGGUCACAUUUUAUAAAAUUUCCUACGACUAAUAAUGAAAUAAAGAUGGAACAAAUAGAAUUUUAUAAAAUCUGUCGAUUUCCAAGAGUUGUAGGCUGUAUAGAUUGCACACACGUUCGAGUUCAGUCCUUGGUACUGAGAAUGCAGAACUAUUUAGAAAUAGAAAGGGAUAUUUUUCUUUAAAUGUGCAAGCAGUGACAAAUAGUAAUUUAGAAAUAAUUGAUAUAGUAGCUCGGUGGCCUGGAUCGACACACGAUAGUACCAUUUUUAAUAAUAGUCGAUUCCGAGGUACAUUUGAACAAGGGGCAUUCAGGGAUGGACUUUUCAGGGAAGCGCAUAUACGUACUCAAAAUAUAAUUGAGCGCCUUUUCGGAGUUUGGAAAAGACGAUUUCCAAUUUUAGCAUUAGUGCUACGUGUGCGAUUGGACAAAGUAGUGGCUAUAAUAAUAGCUACUGCAGUUUUACAUAACAUUGCUCGGCAAAAUCGAGAUGAAAACCCAGAAGAUCUUAAUUUAAAUCUUCCAGCAUCUCGGGAUGAAAUACUUAAUUAUGGCAAUAUGAAUCCCUGAAAAUGCAGAUAACAGAAAUAAUGAUAAUGCAAUCGAGAGAAGAAGACUUAUUAACAACUAUUUUCAAAGGUAAAAAAAA
Solenopsis invicta (red fire ant) is the source of this 829-nucleotide messenger RNA. Its product is annotated as putative nuclease HARBI1. The record is from RefSeq and is a predicted model, not a curated record. Lineage: Eukaryota; Metazoa; Arthropoda; Insecta; Hymenoptera; Formicidae. The transcript is spliced from 2 exons. The coding region runs from base 47 to 364 and encodes 105 amino acids.